UUGUAAAAAACUCUAUGGUCUCUAUGGCAGUCAUUGAACCGUCAACGCUGAACGAACGAACGACAGCGAAUCUAGAGGCCCCGCCUAUAAACCCGUGAAUUUUAUUAAUUUAGUUGGUUUUUAGCGAAAUGACAUUGUUAUAAAAGUAUAUUUAGAUCUGCAAGAGAGGAGAGUGAGAAACAUGGGUACCCUGGAGUUGUUAUGUUUAAUAGCAGCGGUUUCGCAAGCCGCCGCUGUUUUGACGUCACCGCCUAAAAUAGUGAAGCAGCCGACACAAGAGGAACUGCUGUUCCAAGUGGCCCUGCCCGGGGAAGUGGACAAACCUUUUAUCAUCGAGUGUGAGGCAGAGGGCGAACCGGCACCUAAGUACAGAUGGGUGAAAAACGGCAAGCCGUUCGAGUACACCAGCUACGACAAUCGCAUCUCCCAACAGCCCGGGCGGGGCACCCUCGUCGUCGGCAAGCCCCGGGACGAGGACCUCGGCCAGUACCAGUGCUUCGCCGAAAACGAGUGGGGUACGGCCACAUCCAACUCCGUGUUCGUCAGGAAAGCUGAGCUUAAUUCCUUCAGCGAAUCCGAUGGACCGGCCAAAGUCGUUCAGCCGGAAGAAGGGAAGCCUUUUAAGCUUACUUGCGCACCCCCAGACGGCCAUCCCAACCCCAAAGUCUACUGGAUGUUGCAAGGCAGCGAAGGGCAGUUGAAGACCAUAAACAAUUCGAGGAUGACGUUGGAUCCAGAAGGCAACUUGUGGUUCUCGAACGUAACUCGUUUUGAUGCGAGUGAUUUGAUGGCGUACACUUGCGCGGCCAAGUCUGUGUUCAGGAACGAGUACAAGUUGGGUAAUAAAGUGUUCUUGGAUGUGAAGAAGACUGGUAUAUCGCCAGCGUUGAACAAGCAUGCUCCGGUGAAGCAGUACACUACGAGAAGGAGGGAGAAGGGAUUGAAGGGGAAGAAAGUUGAGCUGUAUUGUAUCUUCGGUGGAACACCGCUCCCUCAAGUGGUGUGGAAGAAGAACGGACGGACGAUAUUAUCCUCUUCGAGCGUAACACAGGACAACUACGGCAAGACUCUGGUGAUAAAGAACCCAGGAUACGAAGACCAGGGGAGUUACACUUGUGAGGCCAGCAACGGAGUGGGCGAAGCGCAGACCUACUCCAUCGAUCUUGAAAUUGAAGCGGCGCCCUUCUUCACCGUGGAGCCCCAAAUCCAGAAUAUGGCGGAGGGCGAGACCGCCGUCAUCCGCUGCGAGGCGGCCGGCCGGCCUUCGCCCCAGAUCUCCUGGAUCCACAACGGGAAGCCCAUUGAACAGGCCCCGCCGAACCCACGGCGACAAAUCACAGCCGACUCAAUCACGAUUACUGACCUGCAAAAGAAGGACACUGGAAAUUACGGAUGCAACGCAACCAAUUCCAUCGGCUACGUAUAUAGGGAUGUCUACAUCAACGUGCAAUCUAUCGAGCCAGAGAUCAAGGAAGGUCCGGCAAACAUAACCAAAGUGGACGGAUCGGAAGCAGUGCUGCGAUGCCGUGUGUUCGGCGCCCCGAGACCCAUCGUCAGGUGGAUGAAGGAUAACGUGGACCUCACGGGUGGAAAGUACAACAUCACCCCCGAAGGCGACCUGGUGAUACCUGAAGUGUCGUUCACAGACAUCGGCGUGUAUCAGUGUUAUGCGAAGAAUAAGCUCGGAGAGAAGACUGCGUUUGGUUCUUUAGAUGUCAAGAAGCGCACGGUGAUCACGGACAAGCCAGAGGAGUACGUGGUGGCGGCCGGCAACCCCGCCACCUUCCGAUGCAACGCCAACGCAGACGACUCCCUGAAACUGGAGAUCAUAUGGCUCAUCAACGGCCAACCCAUAGACUUCGACAGCCAGCCGAGAUAUCGGAUGACGAACGAUUUCUCGUUGUUGAUCUCGGACACCAGUGAGCUCGAUUCGGGGGAUUAUACGUGUAUUGCGAGGACGGAGAUCGACGAAGCUAGUGCCCAGGCCUCGCUUAUUGUACAAGACAAGCCGAACGCCCCCAAGCUGGAGAGCGUGCAGUGCAGCGAGCGCACGGCCACGUUGCGCUGGUCCCCGCGCGGCGACAACCGCGCGCGCAUCCUGCGCUACUCCAUCCAGUACAACACCAGCUUCACGCCUUCCUCCUGGGACACCGUGUCCGACUCCGUGCCCACCGCCGAGGUCUCCUGGGUCAUCCCGCUCAGCCCCUACGCCAACUACACCUUCAGAGUGAUAGCCUGGAACAAGAUCGGGCCGUCGCCGCCGUCGGGGCACUCGCAGGUGUGCACGACGCAGCCCGACGUGCCGUACAAGAACCCCGACAACGUGGAGGGCAAGGGCUCCAACCCCAACAACAUGAUCAUCUCCUGGGCGAAAAUGCCCCAAAUCGAACACAACGGUCCCGGAUUCUACUACCUCGUGUCCUACCGCCGCAACAUCACCGGUGAAAACUACCAGAGUCAGAAGGUCUCUGAUUGGCAACAAAUGCAGCUCGUCGUGCCUAACACGCCCACCUUCCAGCCUUACAGGAUCAAGGUGAUAGCGGGUAACUCCAAAGGCACAGCCAACGUCGCUCCAGUGGAAGUGUACGGCUGGUCCGGCGAAGACGUCCCACUGGAGGCCCCCACCAAUUUCACCCUGGUUCAGGUGGUGUCCGGCUCCACCGCCGUUCUCAACUGGAACCCGGUAUCCCCGGAAUCUGUACGAGGCCACUUCAAGGGAUACAAGAUCCAAACCUGGACCGACGGCGAGGAAGACAAGCUCAAAGAAAUCUUAGUCAAAGCCGACGCCACGAGCGCUUUGGUCUCCAAAUUCAAACCCUACAAGAAGAAUUACGCAAGGAUCUUGGCGUACAAUGGAGUUUUCAAUGGCCCGGCCAGUGAGACCUUGAGCUUCUUAGCUCCCGAGGGCCCGCCGGGGACGGUGCGGUCGUUCGAAGCUUAUCCUUUAGGCUCAUCGGCUAUGCUGCUCAAGUGGGAGAAGCCUAUGGACGAAAACGGCAUCUUGACAGGCUACAAAAUAUAUUACCAAGAGAUCAAAGACACGGAAUUGGGUCCGAUCCGCGAGAGGAAGAAGGAGAUCGAUCCGAAAUCGGACCACGCGAAAUUAGCCGGCUUGCAGCCGAACACGAAGUACAGGAUCGAGAUUCGCGCGAAAACGAAAGCCGGGGAAGGGGACAAGUAUUACGUGGAGCAAACGACUAAAGGUGUAGUCGCGGCGACGCCGGACGUGCCCGUGUUCUCGACGCAGACGCUGGCGGCGCGCGAGGGCGCGGCGCACGUGCGCGUGCGCUGGCUGCCGGCGCCGGCGCGCGCGGCGCACGCGGGCUCGCACUUCGUGGCGUGGUGGAGGUUGCGAGGCCGCGCGCACUGGGCGCGCUCCGCCGACGUCACCGACGACGACUUCGUCGUGCUCACGGGGCUGGAGCCCGCGCAGGAGUACGAGGUCAAGAUCACGGCGCACGACGGGAAGUACUUCAGGGAGAGCGAAGUUCAAAUUGUCGACACUACCAUUGACGGGCCGAUGAUAAUGCCGCACGAUAAGAUCGCGACGGCCGGCUGGUUCAUCGGCGUGAUGUUGGCGCUGGCGUUCCUGCUGCUGGUGCUGGUGCUGGUGUGCGUGGUGCGCCGCAACCGCGGCGGCAAGUACGACGUGCACGACCGGGAGCUGCAGCACGGCCGCCGCGACUAUCCCGACGCUGGCUUCCACGAGUACACGCAUCCGCUGGACAACAAGUCCCGUCACUCGAUGAGCAGCGGCACCAAGCCGGGGCCCGAGAGCGACACGGACUCCAUGGCCGAGUACGGCGAGGGCGAAACUGCGGGUAUGAACGAGGACGGCUCCUUCAUCGGCCAGUACGGCCGCAAGCGCCGGCCCCCGCCAGGUCGGUUCACGGAAGACGGGUCGUUCAUCGGACAGUACGUGCCGGGCGCGCGCGCGCUGCCGCCGCCGCCCGCGCCCCCCCCUCCCGCGCCACCCGCGCCCGCCGCCGGCGCCGCGCCCCCCACAUACGUCUAGGGCGCCACCACACACACGUCUAGUCGUCGGUUUCAUUGUUUCUAAUGGUUUGGUUCGUAAAGGAUUUCUUUGCUCAUGUUUAUGUUUCGGUUGAAAAGUUCAGAUAAAUUUAAAAGUAUGUGAUGAAUUCUCGGUUAAAUAUUAAAAAAAAUAGGUUUAGGAAAAAAUUGAGCAUAAAAUACAAUUGUUCCAUUACUAAUUGGAAGUUAAUAAUAAAUUAUAAUACUGUGCUAUGUAUUAUAUGUGGUCGUCCAAAUCAAAAGGGACCUUAUGGCGGCUGACACUUAGGUCUUUAUUGCCGUUGCCGUUCCAAUACAAAACAAUGAUAAUAAUGUCGUAAGUACCGGACGCCGUAACAUCCCUUUUGGUAUGGACGACCAUAUGUACCUAUUCACCUAUAAUUUUGAAAAGUACUGAGAAUGAAAUCCUUUACAAAUAAAUUGUAAAACCUUCUGUAUUAAAAAUGCUUGAUUGUGUUACGCAUUAGAAACUAAAAAUGUUUGAAUCUCGAUUGGUUUAAACGUAAUCGAUUUACAAUAUCGAGUACGCGUUUCUGUUUCAACAAUUUAGGAUUGGGACGUUUCGCAAUGAAAUAAAAAUGUAAACUUGAUGGAAACGUGUGAUUACUGAAUAAAGCAAUCUUUUUAUUCUCAAGCACUGCAAAUGUAACAAUGAAUUAAAUAUAUACAUUUGAACAGUGUUUUAGUAAUGUUCUAGAAAUAUCAUAGUUCACAAGUUUGCAGUUUAUUUACGCAACAAAAAGACGACAGACACAGAAUUGAUAUUAACAAAAUACUGCCAUCUAUAAAUAUUUUGACUGCUGUGUUAUUUUGGCAGAUAAAUGUUAGGCAGCGUAUCAUUUUUCCAUAUUUAGUUGAAAUUUAUAGGUUAGGGCCGAAAAUAGGUUAAGCAGAAAUCGGAGCCUGCAGUAUGUUUAUCUGGCCCUACUUGUCGGUAGAGCUAUUAGAUUUUUUAUAACUGUCACAAAUUCGAAGUGAAUC
Plodia interpunctella (Indianmeal moth) is the source of this 5016-nucleotide messenger RNA. It is a transcript of the gene Nrg, whose product is annotated as Neuroglian. NCBI's taxonomy places the organism in Eukaryota, Metazoa, Arthropoda, Insecta, Lepidoptera, Pyralidae. Gene Ontology annotation, biological process: cell-cell adhesion; brain development; axon guidance. The transcript has 18 exons. The record is from RefSeq and is a predicted model, not a curated record. Gene Ontology annotation, cellular component: axon; plasma membrane. Gene Ontology annotation, molecular function: cell-cell adhesion mediator activity. Bases 182 to 4015 code for a protein of 1277 amino acids.